AUGCUUGCAAAACUGCCCGCCUUGUACUUACUUGACCCCGACAGACAGUCCACAUCGAACUAUUUCAAGAUGGCCGAAGAACAAAACGGAUCUGCUGCUUGGCCCGUCGCCGAUGCUGCUCUUACCCAAGAGAUCCUCGACAUUGUCCAGCAAGCCAGCCACGCCAGACAAUUGAAGAAGGGUGCCAACGAGGCGACAAAGACCUUGAACAGAGGUAUCUCGGAAGUCAUCAUCUUGGCUGCAGACACCGCUCCCCUCGCCAUUCUUCUCCAUCUCCCCCUUCUCUGCGAGGAUAAGAACGUUCCUUACGUCUACGUCCCCAGCAAGACGAGCUUGGGACGCGCCUGCGGUGUCUCCCGCGCCGUCAUCGCCGCCAGCCUCACCACCAACGAGGCCUCCGACCUCAUGAACCAGAUCCGAACCCUGAAGGAUAAGGUCGAGAGACUUAUGAUCUAA
Drepanopeziza brunnea f. sp. 'multigermtubi' MB_m1 is the source of this 456-nucleotide messenger RNA. RefSeq lists its product as uncharacterized. Gene Ontology annotation, biological process: ribosome biogenesis; mRNA splicing, via spliceosome; maturation of LSU-rRNA. Gene Ontology annotation, cellular component: box C/D methylation guide snoRNP complex; cytosolic large ribosomal subunit; small-subunit processome. Gene Ontology annotation, molecular function: RNA binding. The record is from RefSeq and is a predicted model, not a curated record. NCBI's taxonomy places the organism in Eukaryota, Fungi, Ascomycota, Leotiomycetes, Helotiales, Drepanopezizaceae.